GCGCGGGAGGGCGCCUCCGCGCCGCUGGUCUUUAACUGGGCUGGCAAGGCCAGACCAGCACCCAACCUCUUUCCUUAGCCUGCUUCUGUUUGGUCUGGGUUACCACCCCUGUUGCAGGCCCCCGUGCACCCCGCAGGUGAGAGGGGUCCAGGGACCCCGCUUCCUAGGGUGAAUUAAUCCUCCCUCCUCUCCCCUUCUCCCGCUCUCCGAGCAGUCGACCGGGUCUGACCCCCGUGGUCUGGCGUGAGUCCCAUCGUGUGUGCUCUGGGGACCGGAGCUAGGGAGGCAGCUCCUCAUUCCACCUCCAGGAAGUCAAACUGGAGGAAGGAGGACAAACUCGGGGAGGCGGGGCUCGGUGCCACUGGGCAGCCGUGAAGGCCCGCGGUCCUCAACCCCCACGCCGCUUCAGAUCCGGGAUCCGAGCGCUGGCUGGCGUCCGGGCACUCUUGCGGCCAGAUGGCAGACCCCGUCCCAGAUCCUGAGUCAGAGCCCGAAUCCGUGUUCCCACGGGAGGUCAGACUCUUCGCCGACUCUUACUCGGAGAAGAGCCGGUUCUACUUCUGUGGGCACGUGCUGAGCAUCACGGAGAACUUCGGCUCCCGCCUCGGGGUGGCAGCGCAUGUGUGGGACGCGGCUCUAAGCCUGUGUAACUAUUUCGAGAGUCAGAAUGUGGAUUUCCGAGGCAAGAAAGUGAUCGAACUGGGCGCUGGGACGGGCAUCGUGGGUAUCUUGGCAGCGCUGCAGGGGGGGGAUGUUACCAUCACUGACCUGCCCCUGGUCCUAGAACAGAUCCAGGGCAACGUCCAGGCCAAUGUGCCGGCUGGAGGCCGGGCCCAGGUCCGCGCCUUGUCCUGGGGGAUUGACCAGCAUGUCUUCCCUGGAGACUAUGACCUGGUGCUGGGGGCUGAUAUCGUGUAUCUGGAGCCCACCUUCCCACUGCUGCUGGGGACCCUCCAACACCUGUGCGGGCCCCAUGGCACCAUCUAUCUGGCUUCCAAGAUGAGAGAGGAGCACGGGACAGAGAGCUUCUUUCAGCACCUCCUGCCCCAGCAUUUCCAACUGGAGCUGGCCAAGCGGGAUGAGAAUGAGAAUGUUAACAUCUAUAGGGCCAGGCACAGGGGACCAAGACCUGCUUGAUGUCACCCUUCUGCUCCUCUGAACACCUUGUUCUAAUGAAGGAACUGCCAUAUGUCCAGAGCCGUACACAUAAGGACCAAAAACGAUGGAUUUCCCUUGCCGCUGUCUUUCCUCCUUCCCUAUUUGUUUCCUGAGAUACUCUUGGGCAGGUGCAGGGAGGUGCUCCGUGCUAGGAAUACUAGAGCCCUAGCUGUACUGGGCUAGAGUGCAAAGGAAAUUCCCAGUUCCUGUUCUCAGCAGAGGAAGAUGGGAGUGUAUCCAGGACUUUAGGGGAAGGGGAGGUAAAUGGGAUAUGUGAACAGUGACUGCAGAGAGACCGUCGUGAUCCCAUCUAGUCCUGCUGUUGUCUUUCUAUACAGAAUGGAUUUUUUUCCAGAUUCUACUGGAAUUUUU
This is a messenger RNA of Kogia breviceps (pygmy sperm whale), 1530 nucleotides long. RefSeq names its product EEF1A lysine methyltransferase 3 (gene EEF1AKMT3). Gene Ontology annotation, cellular component: cytoplasm; cytosol. Gene Ontology annotation, molecular function: protein-lysine N-methyltransferase activity. Lineage: Eukaryota; Metazoa; Chordata; Mammalia; Artiodactyla; Physeteridae. The record is from RefSeq and is a predicted model, not a curated record. Gene Ontology annotation, biological process: peptidyl-lysine methylation.